GAAAGGAGGAAGUAGAUGAAAGCUUAGAGCAUAAUAAACAUACAAAAAAUCAGAAUAAAAGCCCAAAUUUCCAUCACAGAAAAGAAAGAUCAAACAAACAAACACCCACAGCCAUGGAAACCACUACUGAGAUUCUUCACAGCAGCAGCAGCAGUAGCAUUAGUGACAGCAGUAAUAACGAUAAUGGGCCAUGGAGCGCCGAAACAACAUGGGCAAUCGCUUCCGGGUCUCUAGAAAGCUCCGUCACCUUCGAUUCGUCCCACGAUUCUCCGGAACAACCCGAGUCCGAUUCCCCUCGGAAGUUGCCUCCGCUUAUCCUAAACCCUCCCGCACCGGAUUCUGGCCCCUGCGAAAUUAAGCUACAUUUGUUGCAGAAGUACAAUAUUCGGCAAAUUUAUGUUCGAAGUACUGCUCGUGUAUAUGAAGUGUAUUGUGCACAAUCUAAGAAUAGUGGGAAUGAGUACCUCUGUACUGUUCGCUGUAGCAUUGCUGAAAGAGAUGAACAAGUACUCCAAGCAGUCAAUGUUGAAGAACUUUCUAAAGAAUGUGUGAAACAUGCUGCCGUAGGAUUACCUGAAGAGAAAUCUUCUGGUGGAGAACAUAAUGCCCCUUCUGACGAUGAUUGGGUGGAGGUUAAAGUUGUUUCCUCUCCCACACUUGAGAAUGGAACAGGAUCUUUGUCAAAUGAGACAAUUUCCAACACAGAGAGGCACAUUCAGGAUUAUUAUGAGGCUACAGUAGAAAUCAGUGACUCGGACCCUUGCACAUCUCUUAUCAUUCGUUUACUGUCACUUCAGAAUAAAGGUGUUGUGUACAUUGAUGAAGUGUACAUUUAUGCUGAGCUGGUUGAUUCAACUGAUUCAGAAAGUCUGGCUCCUCAAGUAAAUGGUGCAACUGGAAGUUCUUUAAUGGCCAUGUUUGUCCCAACAUUACUUCAGAUGUCUAAAUCUUGUGUAAGUCCAACUCAAGGUGAACAGCCUUCUGACAAAUUGGGAAAGGCCAGUAAAGUGGAAAACUUACCAAAAUCAAUUGAUGUAAAUGAAAAUCCAGCUUACUUUUACCAAGGUCAAAAGUUCUGUGCUGAUCAGCAGUACAUAAAAUUGCAAGAUGUGGGUGGGUCUAAUGCAGAAUCAGUUAAAUCUGUGCUUCCUAAUCAGACUGUAAAAGAAGAUGAAUCUUUUGAUCCUGUUGUGAAAAAUGAGUCUCCGUGCAGUCGUAUUGAGAAAGUUCUGGAGCAGCUUGUGUCUCGAGUGAGCAGAAUCGAAGAAGUUUGUUUGAGGUUUGAAGAAAACAUGCUUAAGCCCAUAAACAGCAUGGAGUUGAGGAUUCAACAGGUUGAGCAACAGCUAGAAUCACUUACCAAGAACUCUCAUGAUUCUGGAUUUCCAACUGGCACUAGGAUUUGUGCUCCAUCAUUUUCAUGUGAAUCAAAUUCCAGCUCAUUCCAUAAUGGUGGGAGUGACUGUCAGCCUUUUAGGGGACCAGAGUUGGAAAGAAAGGAAAUACCUUCUGUUGCUUUUGCGAAUCCAUCUGAUGGCUUUGCUAACUCAGUGAAUUCCCCACGUUUCCUUCCAAGUCUUGUGGUCACUGUCCCCGAAUUUUCUUGCGGUGAUGAUGAGCAGGAUGAUGAUGUACUGGAAUCUGUCAAUGAAAAUAAUGAAGAUGAUGAAGUGUUAAAGCCAUUGAAGGAUUCAUCUGGGGAAAGAAGGAAAAUCGAUGAUAUCUUGGCUGCAGCACUUUCAACAUUCUUAUCUUCGGCCAGUGAUCAUCCUUCUAGAUGUGAACAAACUUCUAUGGUUGCUUCUGAUACUGAGAUAAUUAGCAAAAGGGGGCAAAUGGAAAAUCUUCAGAUUCUUCCAAGCAACGCUCAUGAAGCUGCUACCUGUAUAACAGUCAGUGAAGAGCCUCCGAAGUAUACCCAAAUAUUAACGGUUACUGCCCCUGAAUUCACUUCUGAGGAAAAUGGCGGCGAAGAGGAUUCAGUGUGUGCCCAGCCUCCUACUACUGAGGCUUCUAGUUUCGCUAGUAAGAAGAGUGAAGAUAACAGUGAAGUACCCUUUUGUGAUGCUGAAAUUGGAGUUUCUGAGGUUACUUCAGACUCAUCUGAUUUCUUUGGAAACAAGUCAGCAUCUGAUCUAUUAUCAAUCUCUAAUGCUGUUCUGCUUACUGGGCGUGGAGUUCCAAACAACAUUCUACCUGGUGAUGCCCACUCUGGAGGAGCUCAUGUUCAAGAUCAAUCUUUGCAAGAAAGCACUACCUUCAGUUCAUUGAGUUCAACAGCUGAUCAAGCCAAAGGGUCUGUGGAAACUGAUGUUUGUGAGACUAUAAAGGAGACUAAUCAAGGGCAACCAAGCACAGUUUCAUCACCUACAAAGAAGAAUGUCCACUCUUUAGGAGCCGAUGUGCAAAACCAUUUCUCCAAAGAGGAUACUACCAGCAGUCUCUUGGAGAGAUGCAUCAGUCUGUCUGCUGACAGAGAUAAGAACUCUGUACAAAGUGAUGUUUGCCAAACUAUUGAGAAAACUGGCAUUGACUCAGAUGAAAGCAAGGAUGUUUUGGAAAAGUACUUUGGAUGCCAUACAAGUGGAGGUUCUCACAAAGAAAGGAUUGCUGCUGGUGGUGCACAUGGUAUUGCUGCUGAAGGGCCUGAAAAAUAUAUGCUGCAAAAUGUUUCCAGAACUGGUUCUUUAGUUGAUUUUAAAUUACCCAUCUUAGAUGUGCAAUUUGCUGCUCAUGAAAAUUGCAGUACCCAGCCCCCUCUCGAAGCUCUUCUGAGCGAUCUGUCAGAAUUCAGUUUUGGUGCAAACUCUAUUGGUAAAGGUGGUGGUGACCUGGACACAGCAAAGGAAAUGGAUAACCUUUACAGGGACGAUUGUGAAACAAUAGAUCCGGUAACUAGCAGAAGUCUUUUGGUGGACUUGGGCAUUUAUGAUAUAGUUGUCAGUUCAGACGAAGAAAGUGGACAUGAUGAUUACCGUAAUACCUGCAAUCAUCAUGAAAUGGUUGCAAGUCUCAUCUGAGACUGCUCUCUUUGGAUACAAAGCGUUUGUGCAUAUGCUCUAUGGGUACCAGUCCUGAACAUAGAUUUCUUAUAUGGUAGUUAUAUGGUAAGCUCAGUAUUUGCAACUUUGGCUGAAUUUCCUCAUCAUCUGCCUGUAUGAGCUUCAUUCUGCCGCAGGAGCAUUGUCCAAUUGGGCAUUAGCUUGUUUAUGUUGCCAACUUUCAUUGUCAGGAUGUAAAGCGUAACUUAUUUACUUAAGGUUGGUUAAAUAUGAACACGAGUUUGAUGAUCAAUAUAUGGAUCCUCCUGGCUUGAAGCGGACAACACUAUCUUGGUCUGCAGCAGGUAAUUAGAGUUUA
Molecule: messenger RNA, 3360 nt
Organism: Coffea arabica (coffee)
Lineage: Eukaryota; Viridiplantae; Streptophyta; Magnoliopsida; Gentianales; Rubiaceae
Source: RefSeq, a predicted model, not a curated record